Epithele typhae is the source of this 1746-nucleotide messenger RNA. RefSeq lists its product as uncharacterized. Lineage: Eukaryota; Fungi; Basidiomycota; Agaricomycetes; Polyporales; Epitheliaceae. The coding region runs from base 1 to 1746 and encodes 581 amino acids. The transcript is spliced from 4 exons. Gene Ontology annotation, molecular function: Hsp90 protein binding. The record is from RefSeq and is a predicted model, not a curated record.
AUGGAUCCUUGGAAGGACAAGUUUGAUCAGGGGGUCAAGUGUUUCCGUUUGAGGAGGUACGAAGAGGCUCUGGAACACUUCUCCGCCGCACUUGAUACGGGAGGAGACGGUUACCCCAUACGGGACUCGCGGGCGGCGGUGUACCAGAAACUUGGCAAGGUCAAGGAGGCCCUACAGGACUCCAAAGCGGCGAUUGAUCUUCAGCCCCGCCGUUGGCAGGGCUAUUCGCGGUCUGCGCAACUAUUCUUUCAACUGCGCAAGCUGCCAGCCUCAAUGCGUAUGGUUGACCUCGCACUUGAGCGAAUGUCUCCGGACAAGAACACACAACGAGCCGCGAUGGCGGAGUUACGCUCGAAAAUCCAAUCCGCUCUUGAUGAGGACGCUCUGCAGGCAUCUCGUCUCAUCUCACAACAGGCCUAUCAUUUCGGCAACCUCCCCAUGGAGAUCGCCCACACCAUCUUUGCCGUGCUCUUAGACGACGACCACGCGUAUGUCGUACGACUGGCUCAAGUUUGCAAACAAUGGCGCGCCACCAUCCUAGGAGCUCCUGCCUGCUGGAGGACUCUUGUCUUGUCAGAAAGGAGCCCUAAACGCAAACUCAACCUGUGGAAAGAACGCUCAAGGGAUCAUAUUCAGCACCUUCACAUCCUUGUAGACUUCGCCAACGAUAGCGAUAUCCCUGAAGGGCUUUCCAGCCUUUCGACGUCAUCUCUUAUUACGCUCAGGCUCCGGGGAAUUCGUCUCAGCCACAUCCCCCGGUAUUUGCCCAGCAUUGCCUCAGCGAUCGUACAACCGCUUCGUGCCUGGGAUGGUGCCUCUCCCGUCGACGUUGCCGGAGUCGUUGUGCGUAAUGAACAUGAAAUCUCCUUUCACUGCACCGAUCUCUCACUGCCCAAAUCCACGACACUGUGCGAUUGGAUUCACCUUGUGGGCACCCUUGAAGAUCUGAACACAUUGACGGUUGAUAGCCCGGGCGACAACUGGAUCCAUCUGUUAUGGCUCCUUCACAAGAACCCACGUCUCACCGCCCUCGAUAUUCAACGUGUUCACCCUCGGGCCAUAGAGACGGAGGUCGCCCCCGAUAAUCGACACAUUCCAUCUACGGUCGUACUCCCCAAGCUCCAUUCGCUCUGCCUGAACAGGGCAAACCCGAAUCGCAUACUAUCCCGCUUACAACUCACGGCCCUCAAAGAGCUGCAAAUUGCGACGUGUCAAAUCGUCUUCGAAGCGCCCUUCUUCCAAUCCAAUUACUUCCCGAUAUCACAAUUGACUUCAUUGUCCCUAUCUGCCGUCGUUUUCUUACCACAGCCCUUCAUGAACCUACUCGAAAGUGCGGUCAUGCUGGAAACCCUACACCUCAUCGCUGUUGGUGAGCGUACUGCAGGUCCCAUCCUCGAGUUUCUCGCGCAGCCACGCACUCUUCCAGAUGAUCACUCCUCGGACAGUCUCUCCCUCCCACACGUACGCUGCCCUUCCAUACGACAUCUGGAUUGUUCGCAGAAUCCGGAUGUCACAGGAGGCCCGCUCGUACGUCUCGUGAAGCUGCGCAUUCCAACGACGGAGAAGUCGGUGGAGGACGUGUUGACGAUCCAAGGCGAUCAAGCACCAUCAGUGGUUCCACUACAAUCAUUGCGCAUCGACGGCUGCCCACAAGUGGAUCAUGGCGUGCUACCAUGGCUGCGACAAGCAGUUCCUGUCGUCAGCUGUGUCUAUAUGACAAAGAAGGCUGCGGGAUGGAAGCGAUGA